Vigna umbellata (rice bean) is the source of this 1032-nucleotide messenger RNA. Lineage: Eukaryota; Viridiplantae; Streptophyta; Magnoliopsida; Fabales; Fabaceae. The record is from RefSeq and is a predicted model, not a curated record.
AAGACCUAAACAAAGGAAUUCGUUUUUUGUAUCUAACUUGAAAAAUAAAACCGUUGAUCCUCCCCCACCACCCUGUUCAUUCCAGUUCUGUUUUUCUUUCCCAACACAACAAAGCACGCUCUACAAAACCUUAUUAAAUGCACCAUCUUUCACUCUACCAAUUCUCAAAAGCUAACGCAAAUGGAAAACCACGUCCACAAAUUCUUCACCUUCUUCUUCUUCAUUUACCUUCUCGGUUACUUCAUAAUCUUCCGCAAAUGGAGCCCCAAGAUCCGACCCGAAGCUUCCAGCUGCCUCAUCUCCCUCUUCCAUGGCACCCCGGCGACGGUCCUCGCAGUCGUCGCCGUCCUCUCGGCUGAAAACCGCAGCCUUGCCGCCCCAAACACGAACUUCCAGAACCUCGUGCUAGACUACAGCGCCGCCUACUUCGCCGCCGAUCUCGUACAUCUCGCCACGUUCUUCACCGGCAGCGGAGACCUCACGUUCGUCUUCCACCACUUCGCCACGCUCUUCGUCAUCCUCACGUGCCGCCACGUGGCGGUUCACGGGGCCGUGGCAGUGCUCACACUCCUGGCCAUCGCGGAGGUCACCAGCGCGCCGCAGAACGCGUGGGCAUUGGCCCGGGCGCGUCGGAAGGACGCGCAGUUCGCGGCGAGUGUGGCUAGUGUUUUGUCGGUUCCGUUUUAUGGCUUGUAUUCUGUGGUACGAGGUUUGUUGGGGCCGUAUGUUGUUUUCCGGAUGGCGGCGUUUUACUCAGGUGGAGGUGCUGAGGGUUUUAUUGCCACGUGGGUUUGGAUUUCCUGGGUCGUUGUAGUGUCGGUGGCCAUUGCUGCGAGCAUUGCGUGGGUUUCUAAUCUUUGGAUUGAAGUCUACGAAGAAAGAUCAAGGAAAGUUGAGGACAAGAUAAGAUAGUACAUUAAUGUGGGACUUGAUACAAAAUUAAUAGCUUUCAUGUUAGGUCAACUGUUUAUGUAAAUGUUUUUCGUGUAAUAAAUAUUUGGGUAUGAUCAAACUCUCUUAGAAAAAAAUGAA